AUCCAAUAGGCCGGAGCUGGGAGUCGCUUCUCUACGUCGACACACAAAUAUCAGGACGACUUAGGCGCAAUAACAUUGUGGAGGGCGGACUGCAAGAAGCGGACGUAAUAUACCAGCAUUGAGCGGACCAUAGCCGAUGGCGCAGGCGGCGCUUCACAAUGGCAACCCGACGUUCACCACAUCCUACGUCUCUACGGCGCAAGAGACGUCGAGUUUCGACGCAGAAGGUCACAUAGGCAGCAUACACUGGCGACUGGAGCAUGCGCCCAAUAGCCAUGGCGGAGAUGGUGUGGCAGAAGAUCCGUGGUGGACCGAGCCAGGAGCAUCCCGGAUACAGCAGCUUGGAUCUACAGGCAAAGGCAUCCUUAUUGGAAUGCUAUCUGCCUUCGGAUCUGCUGCGCUGGUCGCGAUUGUGAUAGCCAUAAUCUACUUCUUCCGGUAUACUAUGCGAGGCCGCAUUCUCUUGGACCGUAUGAGCAGGCCUGGCGAGUUCGACGAUGAGCAACAGUUCCUGCGGGAAGAGGAGGAGGCGUUGGCGGAGAUGGACGACUUGCAGCGGGCUGAGUAUCACAGGGCGAAAGCAUUCGUCCAAGCAAACCCACCCGAGUCUGCACAGACGGAUAUUUCACUAUCACAGUUUCUUGCUAUACAAGAAAAGGGCGUCUCCGCGUGGGAGUUUGAGCCGGAAUUGGAGAUUGCUAACUGCUUUGUCGAGGCACGGACGGAGAUUGAGUUCUUCGACGCAGAGUGCAGCGUCCAGAGUAACCUGCCAAUACCGAAACAGAAUGAAGUUUACUACUGGGAAGCGAAGCUGUACGAUAAGCCGGAUGCGACGAUUGUUAACAUUGGAGUGACGACAAAACCAUAUCCGCUGUUCAGGCUACCCGGUUUGCACCGGACAUCAAUCGCAUACACCUCGACCGGCCACCGUCGCUUUAACCAGCCGUUUGCACCGACCACUUACGGCCCACCGUUCGUGCAAGGCGAUGUCAUUGGGGUAGGAUAUAGGCCCCGGACUGGCACUGUGUUCUUCACGCGCAAUGGCAAGAAGCUGGACGAUGUCGCUCAUGGCCUUAAGUUGCAGAACUUCUUUCCCACAGUUGGAGCAAACGGACCAGCCAAUGUUCACGUCAACUUCGGACAGAUGGGCUUUGUCUUCAUCGAAGCGAAUGUCAAAAAAUGGGGUCUGGCACCCAUGACUGGAAGCUUGGCGCCGCCUCCACCAUAUGGCAGUGAGGCUGGCAGCAUACUGUUGGAGGGCGGCCGAGAAGGCGUUCGUGAAGGGCAAGGCUACAUAGGCGGUCAUGGCCGGACGAACAGUGCGCAGGUGCGGUUACAGGGCCGGCCAACGCGGAGUCCAGGCCCUGAACGAUCGCCCACAGAUAUUUCGCUAGCGCAGCUGAAUCUGAUGGAUCCGACUCCCGAGGAGGAAGAUAUUGGAGAAGGCACAAGCGCUGAUGCUUCUUCUGAAGAAUCGCCGCAAGAACCGCAGCGUAUUGAUCCUGGCUUACCAUUCGAGCCACACGACCACCCACCACCAGAGUACGAGAGUCCGGAGGAGGUUGAUGAUGAUGGCUCGGAUGACACGCCACGAGCAUCCGAGCAGAAUGAGCGGCAGCCUCUUCUGGCAUCCGAUGGGGAGCGGAGUCCGCCGAUACCGACUUACGAAGCCGCUACCAGCGAUGCGGAUUCCAGACGAGGGAGAAGUUCGACUCGCUCGGGAUCUUGAGGCGAGCAGGCUGGUAGCGCGGUAUAGUGUAGGCUUAGCAUUUGGCGUUGGCGUUGCUCCCAGGCGUAGAGCCGGGCUUGGUAGCGAAGCUAUACCUGCAGCGCUCAAGGCGUGGCACGGACGUUGACGAUGUACAUGAGCACUAUAUGAUAGGCACAGCUAUCUACUCUUACGGACGCACAGUUACUCACUAGAUGUUGGCCG
Messenger RNA from Baudoinia panamericana UAMH 10762, 1933 nucleotides. RefSeq lists its product as uncharacterized. The record is from RefSeq and is a predicted model, not a curated record. The transcript is spliced from 2 exons. NCBI's taxonomy places the organism in Eukaryota, Fungi, Ascomycota, Dothideomycetes, Mycosphaerellales, Teratosphaeriaceae. Bases 137 to 1729 code for a protein of 530 amino acids. Gene Ontology annotation, molecular function: protein binding.